AAUAGAUUAUUUCCAACUCUCUUUUCGCGUGUGCGAAGACUGUUCGCCAUUGUGUUUGCGACGAACAAGUUUUAUCAUUCGAAAAUUCCUACGCUAAAUCCACGAGAAGUGCAAAAAUCCACCGUUAGCAACAAUGCCGAAGAACAAGGGAAAAGGAGGCAAAAAUCGUCGCCGUGGUAAGAACGAGAAUGAGUCGGAAAAGCGAGAGUUAAUCUUCAAGGAGGACGAACAGGAAUACGCACAGGUGACGAAAAUGCUUGGAAAUGGCAGGCUAGAGGCGAUGUGCUUCGAUGGUGUUAAGCGACUUUGUCACAUCAGAGGAAAGCUUCGGAAAAAGGUGUGGAUCAAUCAGGGUGACAUCAUUUUGAUCGGCCUGCGUGAUUACCAGGAUUCUAAGGCGGACGUUAUCCUGAAGUACACCCCGGACGAGGCACGAAAUCUCAAGACGUACGGCGAGUUUCCUGAGUCGGUCCGCAUCAACGAUACAGUCACAUUCGUCGACAACGAUCUGGAUGAUGAUAUCGAGUUCGGCGAUGAGUACAGUUCGGAUGAAGAGGUGGAUGCUGUCGACGCCAUAUGAUCGGCCACAAAGACGCACAGCAGCACAGGUAGCAAUUUUGGCACCACUAAAAGCAGUUAAAAUUGCUCGAUUAUUCGUGUUUGUUGUUGAACAAUAUUUUAGAAAUAUAAUUAAUGAACGACCGCUAAACAUUGGUACAUACAAUCAACUACUAGUUGAAAAGCCAACCCCAACCGGUGACCAUAGAGAGGGAGGAACAGAUGCAGUGAGGAGAAAUCACAAAAUUCAAUCUGAACACAAGUUGCUCUAUCAUAUUUUUUCGACUAAUUCCGUGAACGUGAAGUAUUCUCACAGUGACAUCUGUAGUCAAAUUAACACUCCGUUUUUGACCAUGUGAAUAUUUAAGAACAAUUCCUAGUUCCAAAAUAUCUGCACUCUAUUGUUUCGUUAGAAAAUAUAUUAUUUUUCAGUAAACAGCAAACGACGUUUGUAGUUCGAACCAAUUUAUAGAACAUACAUAUAAUCAAAAACCCCAAAAAAUACUCAACAUAAUCGACAUACAUCGCGCUCAGGUGCUCAGGAGGUGGUGAUUCAGUUUGGGAUAUUUCAAUGAUUGUAAGCAUAGUGACAGUGAGCGAUAACACGCGAUGAAAUCAAUAUUGCGGAUGAAACGAUUGUCAGUAUCGAAACAUUCAUUGCGAAAAUAUUACAUUAACCGUUUGAUUGAAUAGAAAACCGAUUGUGGCAAAAGGGAGCGAGAAA
Molecule: messenger RNA, 1282 nt
Organism: Toxorhynchites rutilus septentrionalis
Lineage: Eukaryota; Metazoa; Arthropoda; Insecta; Diptera; Culicidae
Gene: eIF1A
Product: eukaryotic translation initiation factor 1A, X-chromosomal
Exons: 2
Coding region: 134-580 (148 amino acids)
Biological process (GO): translational initiation
Cellular component (GO): cytoplasm
Molecular function (GO): translation initiation factor activity; RNA binding
Source: RefSeq, a predicted model, not a curated record